This is a messenger RNA of Conger conger (European conger), 1328 nucleotides long. Its product is annotated as CCN family member 2-like. Bases 156 to 1283 code for a protein of 375 amino acids. NCBI's taxonomy places the organism in Eukaryota, Metazoa, Chordata, Actinopteri, Anguilliformes, Congridae. Gene Ontology annotation, cellular component: extracellular matrix; extracellular region. The record is from RefSeq and is a predicted model, not a curated record. Gene Ontology annotation, molecular function: integrin binding; heparin binding. Gene Ontology annotation, biological process: signal transduction; cell adhesion. The transcript has 5 exons.
GUCGCUUGUUUCCUGGGCAACACCCCUUUACGGUGUAUUUAAACAGGCGCGCCUCUCUCCUCAAAGCGAGCGCGGGGAUCGAGAGAGAACGCCUGAAGGACAAACGCGAAUCCGCUCUCCGAGAAUAACAUCGACUGCCAUCGACUUUAGCCAACAUGCGUGCGAUGAUUUUUACGAACGCCCACCUCCUUCUACUGAUUGUUUGCAUGGCCCUGGCUCAGGACUGCUCCCAGCCCUGUUCCUGCCCCUCUGAAGCGGCCCCCUGUGCGGUGGGCAGCAGCCUGGUUCUGGACGGGUGUGGCUGCUGCAGGGUGUGUGCCAGGCAGGCGGGCGAGCCCUGCUCUCUCUGGGAGCCCUGCGACCACCACAAGCAGCUGUACUGCCACUACCCCCCCCAGAGCGACCGCCCCCCCCCCCAGAGCGACCGCCCCGCCCCCCAGAGUGACCGCCUCCCAGCCGUCUGCAUGGCACGGGAAGGCCAGUCAUGUGACCUGGGCGGAGUGGCGUACCGCAGUGGCGAGGAGUUCCAGCCCAGCUGUGACCUCCGCUGCGUCUGUCUGAGCGGAGAGAUCGGCUGCGUACCCACGUGCCCCGGCGCCCGGGGCCCGCCCCCCGCCCGCUGCCCCGCCCCCCGCCGUGUGACCGUCCCCGGCCAAUGCUGCGAGGACUGGGCCUGUGACCCCGCCCCCCAGGACAGUCCGUUCCAGGGCGCCAUGGCUGCUACGUCCAGAAAGAUGUACAGGGAGGCGGGACUGGGGGCGGAGCUGGAGAGUGGGCGGGAUAACUGCAUCGCUCAGACCACGCCCUGGAGCGAGUGCUCCGCCUCUUGUGGGAUGGGCGUCUCCGCCCGCGUUACCAACGACAACCAGCACUGCCAGCUGGAGAAACAGAACCGCCUCUGCCUGCUCCGCCCCUGCCACGCCCACCAGCAGAGCGCCAUCAAGAGGGGCAGGAGGUGCGUGCGCUCCCUCAGGUCCGUGGGUCCGGUGCGGUUCUCCCUGUCGGGGUGCCGCAGUGUCCGGGCGUUCCGGCUGCGGUUCUGUGGCGUGUGCCGGGAUGGGCGGUGCUGCCGGGCCCAGAGCUCGCUGACCCGGCAGGUGGAGUUCCGCUGUCCCGAGGGCGGGCGCUUCCUCCGCAGCGUUAUGUUCAUCCGCACCUGCACCUGCCACAGCGACCUGUGUCCCCGUGACAACGACAUCUUCCACUCUCCACACCUGCGGCCCCUGGGCGGAGACUACCUCAUCAGCAUGUCACCCCGCCCUGACCACGGCCUCCCGCACUGACCACGCCCCCGCGGCCUGACCACGCCCCCACAGCCUGACCACAAA